UGAAUUUUGAGCUAUUAUUGUAUCAACUCCGUAAUUUAUUUUACAUUGUUUAGUAUAAAACUUCCUCUCUUUGUUUCUUAGAAUCCCCAUAUUCAUUAAUAAUUUUGCUUUUCCGAUUAAAAACCCUUAUUUUCCAUGGCUUCUGGUCUGAAGAUCGAUAGGGCUCAUCAGAUGUACAGAGAAGGGCAGCAUGAAGAAGCCCUUGGCCUUUACACGGAAGCCCUAGCCAUGGCCAAGACCAAGGCUCAAAGGAUCGCCCUUCAUAGCAAUCGUGCUGCAUGUUACCUCAAAUUACAGGAAUUCAAAAAGGCAGCAGAAGAAUGCAGUGCUGUGCUUGAGCUGGACCACAAGCAUACAGGAGCUCUGAUGUUACGUGCACAAACAUUGGUCACCCUCAAAGAUUACCAUUCUGCACUAUUUGAUGUUAACAGGCUCAUAGAAUUGAACCCAUCUUCUGAUGUAUACUGGAACCUGCAAACCAGGCUGAAGACUCAACUGUCCCUAGCUCCGAUACCUGAAUCUGAAGAGGAAGCCAUGGCAGCUGAACCUGAAGAGGAAGAGAUAGCCAUUGAACCUGAAGAAGUAGAAGCAGCAGUGAGGGUUUCAGAAGAUGAAGCUACAAAAGCCAAGUUCCAUGGUAAUGAUUCUCAAUCUUCUGCUAAAGGAAAUGACAAAGACUCUCCUGACUUGCAUCCCAGAGGAUGGGAGUCUAUCCCUAAACCAAAAGGGCAUUCAGGAUUGGAUUACUCUAGAUGGGACAGAGUAGAAGAUGAUUCGAGCGAUGAGGAAGAAGAGGAGGAUGAGCCCCAGCCUCAGUAUAGGUUCAGGGUGAGAACUGUAGGUGUCAGACCAGUGAAGUGAACCCCUUUUAUUUCAGUGGUUUGAGGAGAGAGAGGUCAAGGCACCAAGUUGGCCUUGUUGGAAAGAUUUCAGCACUGUUGUUAUUGCAAGACCCAGCAUCAUCAUUUCAUGGACUUAUAAUUUGCAAGGCAAAUAGAGAACUUGAUUGUCCAUGGGGUUAUAAGUUGGAGAGGCCAUAAUCAUCAUAUUCAUGGAGUCACAUUAUAUUGAUGGGAAAAUGUAGAAGUCAAUUAAUCAUGGGUGAUAGCUGCAUGACCCAUCAUCGUAUUCAUUAACCUCUUCAUUUUCCAAGAUGUAUGAAGGCUUCGAUACUUCGACAUGAUGGGGCCUCUGCAAAUCCUAUUUAGAUGUAUGCAUGCAGUCGUCUUUGAGAUCAUGAUAACACCCGAAACAGUAGUUCCAUAUAUAUGACAUGAUAACAUCUGAAACCAUCAACGAUGGAUCCAUAGAUAUGAUGGUGCCAUAGCUAAUGCAUUAUAUGGCACUAUUGGGUAAAUUCGUAGGGCGAGUGGAUAUGACAUUGGGCUUCUUGUCUGAUGAAGAUCAUAGGAUGGUGAUUUGAUGGCUUUUAGAGAAGAAUUUGAAGGUGAUUUAACAUCAGAAGAAUUUGUGGAUCAGGAGAUUACAUUACUGAAGUUGGAUCACUACAAGCAAUGGAUCGUCUUCCAUCCUAAGUCAAUUCUGGUUGUACAGUAAGAAGGAAAUUGUGCAGUUUAAGUAUAUCGACUUGUCGAGGAAUUGGCUCUAAGGAUCUGGGUCCUUAUAUUUAUUGGGAUCUUGAGGUUUAAUUGAUUCAUGGUUUACUAAGUUAUGGGAUUUAAUAGUCAAAUAAGUUAUUAGUUUUUACAGUAAGGUCUACAAUAAUUGAAACUGGUUAUUGAGGCUGAUUGGCAGCAAUAAAUCUCUAUUGGAUGCUU
Molecule: messenger RNA, 1778 nt
Organism: Amborella trichopoda
Lineage: Eukaryota; Viridiplantae; Streptophyta; Magnoliopsida; Amborellales; Amborellaceae
Product: Tetratricopeptide repeat (TPR)-like superfamily protein
Molecular function (GO): protein binding
Source: RefSeq, a predicted model, not a curated record